CUUCAUUUAGCUAAUAGAGAUCUAGUUACUUAUUAUCAUUCAAAGCAUUUUAGUUUCUAGGAGUUGCUCAAAUAUAAUCACGGCAGGCGCGGACGGGGCCGUCGGUACAGCGUGGACUGCUGCCUGCAUGGAUGCGAUGCAACUAUAGGCUAGCGCAUACGACCGGACACUACUCGCCGUCGACGUAUAUAUUACUCUGUGCUAGCAACGAAAUGUCAGCCCAUGACACACGAAGAUUUAUCCUGUUUUAACAUCUGAGUGCGCGGGUAUUUUGCUCGAGAAAACCGGCUGGCAACCCUUUCCAUCACAUGAUGAUGCAUCAUCCCUCGAGGAAACCGAACGACUAUCUUCCUAUCCCUCAGUUCCCCAUCCCACCAUCGCCAUCAAGCUCGUCACGAUUCGCAAAACGAGCCAUCCAUGCCCUCCUUCUCUUACUAGUCGGAGCCGUGGCUCUGUCCCAAUUCCACCUGGACCUCCUCCGACCGAAGUGCACCAAGCCCCAUCAUGGCUCUCCCCAUGCCGAUAAGAGCCGUACUUUCAGCUGGGACCAAAUCACGCCCACCAAGCACCUCAUCUACCACCCCUGCUUCGACGGCCACGAAUGCGCCCGCCUCGCACUCCCCAUGGACUGGAACCGCACCGACACCCGGGGAGCAGCGCAGAUCGCACUGGCCGUGAUCAGGCGCCCCGCCAAGGUCCCCGUCACCGAUCCGCGAUACGGCGGACCGAUCCUCCUGAACCCCGGGGGGCCCGGUGGUUCCGGGGUGAGUAUGCUCCUCAAGCGCGGGCGGCACAUCCAGACCGUGGUGGACGCGUCGGCGCAGCCGGCCGCACCGGGUGUGCACCCACCACCAGACGAAGGAAAGUUUUUCGACGUGGUCAGCUUCGAUCCCCGCGGCGUCAAUAAUACCACCCCGCCGUUCUCGUGUUUCCGCGACUCGGCCGCGCGGCGCGCGUGGAAGAUGCAGGUCGAGGCGGAGGGGAUUCUGGGGAGUUCGGAUGGGGUGUUUGAUGCGCGGUGGGCGCGGCAUGGGGCCUUGGGGCUUACUUGUACGCAGUCGCUGGGGGGUGCUCUGGUAGGAGAGGAGGGGGAUGAGGAAGCGGAGAGCGGCGACUGGAUAGGACGGUUCAUGAACACCCCGACUGUGGUUGCGGAUAUGGUCGAGCUCAUUGAGCGGCAUGGCGAGUGGCGAGAGCGCGAGACGGCGAGAAUUCUUGGCGAGAGGGGCUCGCUGGAGGGGGUUGUCGGCAGCAGUGAGGUAGAGGCAAAGGCAAAGGCGAUCCUCCGGCGCAAUCGCUGGGUGCCGGGCCAGGAGAAGCUGCAGUACUGGGGGUUCUCGUACGGGACGGUCCUGGGAUCCACGUUCGCCGCGAUGCAGCCCCAUCGCAUCCACCGGGCGGUGAUCGAUGGCGUGUGCGACGUCAACGACUACUACGCGGGCGGCUGGCUCACGAACCUGCAGGAUGCGGACGUGGCGUGGCUGUCGUUCUUCGAGCUCUGCAACGCCGUCGGUCCGGAGGUGUGCUCCUUCGCCUCCGGGCAGGGGGGUCUGCAGGCGACGAUCGAUCGCUACGAGAACCUCCUGACCACCCUCAAAGCGAACCCGGUCGCGGUCCCGGCGUCUGGGGACCGCGGCCCGGACAUUAUCACCUACAGCGAUGUGAAGAUGUUGGUCAUGCAGGGGGUCUACACGCCGAUGGAGUCCUUCGAGCGCGUGGCGCGGUUCCUGACGGACCUCACUCACGGGAAUGGCUCCGCGUUUGCGGAGUACAAGCAGCGGGAGCGCCAGGACUGGCGUCGGACGCCCCCGUGUGAUCCCUCUGGUUCCAAGCCGUGUAUGGUUCCCGGGGAGAAUACCGAUGAGGCGCAGAUGGGCAUCCUAUGCUCCGAUGGGCAGGAUAUUCGCGGGAUCGACAAGGAGAAGCUCAGGGACUACUGGCAUACGCUGCGUAACCAGAGUAAGACCGUGGGGGACAUCUGGGCUGAGAUCCGCUUCACCUGCAUCGAGUGGAAGGCAAGGCCUGCAUGGCAAUUUGAGGGUAGACGCAUUGUUUGCCCAAUCGCCGGGAACACAUCUCAUCCGCUGUUGUUUGCGGGAAACACCUACGACCCAGUCACGCCUCUCCGGAAUGCAUUCACGAUGUCGAAGCAGUUUCCCGGGUCGGUUGUACUACAGCAGAACUCAGUGGGACAUUGUACCUUGAGCGGUCCGUCGUUGUGCUCGGCCAAGGUGAUCCGAGAAUACUUCCAGACAGGCGAGCUCCCCAGUCAUGGUAAGGUCUGUGAAGUGGAAGAAAAGCCUUUCCAUGUUCCCGGAGUGCAGCAAAGCAGCGGGUUGUCGGCUGCCGAUCUGUCCUUGCUCUCUGCUUUGCGCUCGCUGGCGCAGGAGGAGAGGUCUUUCAUGAGGGCUCCACCACUGAGCUCUUUCUGAAUCUGAUGUUGGAUUAUGCUGGGAUGGUUGCUCAAAUUCGGGUGGUCUGAAGACCGCGCUUGGUUUAUCAUGGCCCCAUGGUCAAACCACUUUGACCCUGUACAUUCGCUUACAUAUGCCACUGUAAAUAGGCUGGCUCUGCCUGGGAAGCACAUCCAUCAACGCUUGUAGUGAUAGCCCCAUAAGCAUAGUAGGUCUAUCUUAACGUUCAAGACGAAAUCGGCACCAUUGAUUCAUCUUGGCCCGGGGUUCCUGCAUCUAGACACGAUUUCUUAGUGGUU
Messenger RNA from Aspergillus japonicus CBS 114.51, 2713 nucleotides. RefSeq names its product alpha/beta hydrolase. The record is from RefSeq and is a predicted model, not a curated record. The coding region runs from base 309 to 2432 and encodes 707 amino acids. Lineage: Eukaryota; Fungi; Ascomycota; Eurotiomycetes; Eurotiales; Aspergillaceae. The transcript is spliced from 5 exons.